CCUACAGGUAGUAGUCAUUAAUAAACAGCUCUUCCUGUGAACCUAGGUAUCACUCACUUGCGCAAUACCUAGUACUCAGUGGUCAGUGGAAGGUACCUAGGUAGUCAGUUAAUUGGAUAAAACGAUCAAUACCUGGGGUCUUAAGUUAAAUAUGUACCUACCUGACCUUUGCUCCCGUCUUUCAUGAGGCACUAGUUGCCUACUACGUCAUUGCCAUCCCCCCCCGAGCGCCCUUCCUCCUCCAUCAAAGCUCGACCAUGUCAACAUCAAGGUACGCCGAGUCGUGCGAGAUGUGAUAUGGAGUUAGGUACUGCAUGCACCAUCGAUGUUGCACAUGAAUAAAACAGGCAUCGGGGACCUUGGGUUCCGCCUAUUCGAUUCUUACGGGCAUGGCCUGCCCAAUUAGCGUAUGCAUACAAGUACCGGUAGGUGAGUCGAUGGGGGAGUCACCGAGGGCCUUGGGGAGUAGGUAGGCACGUCAUGAAAUCAUAGGUAAUAGACCUACCUACCUUGCCUACAUCUUUGUCCGUUAUCAUACUAGGUACUGUCAAAAGACCUACUAUAAAACCUAACCCUCCCCCCGCGCCAUCGUACACCCACAUUAGAAUCGUCUACAAACAUCACGUCCCCAUUACACUUGUGGCUUGAUGUACCUUCUCCUUAUCCGCCGGGGAAACAGUCUGGGCCUUUACAUCUCUCCAACCCAACCUGAGGCGUCUCUAUCUUGAUUAUCUCGACAAAGAUGGGGGCCGUGUCAGCUGUUCUUGUGGUUCUGAUCACUAUUCUCUUUCCGCCUGCCGGUGUCGCCAUCGUAGCCGGAUGUGGCGCCGACCUAUUCAUCAAUAUCGCACUCACCAUCCUCGGAUACAUUCCCGGUCACAUUCAUGCGUUCUACGUUGAGUACGUCUACUACGACCGCCGCGAGCAAGUGAGAGAAGGACGUCUGGCAGCUAGACGGGCGCCGGGCGUGUACAGUGAUCGCGUUCAGACAGGUGGACAAGGCUACGGCACUAUAGUCCAGCCUACCAGCAAUCAUUACUGAGGGGCGGCGUCGCACCGCUUCGUCCCGCUGUCAGAUGGGAACCAACCAGGCUUUGAAAUUUGGUUGCCGGUUGGGAUUUGGCAUAGGUAUCAUUAUUUGGGGAUAGCCCGGAUAGGUAUGCUUAUGCAACAAUUAAAUUGUACCUGGACGCUACCAAAUACUCACUAGUACCAUGCUCGGUUACAUGUAGGUAGUUUUGAUUUAUGCCACAACUACAUGUAGUAUUUGAUGUCUGGUCGGCUACUCAAUUUUCUC
Messenger RNA from Xylaria bambusicola, 1297 nucleotides. RefSeq lists its product as uncharacterized. Gene Ontology annotation, cellular component: membrane. The transcript has 3 exons. The record is from RefSeq and is a predicted model, not a curated record. The coding region runs from base 743 to 1042 and encodes 99 amino acids. Lineage: Eukaryota; Fungi; Ascomycota; Sordariomycetes; Xylariales; Xylariaceae.